Mercenaria mercenaria is the source of this 6544-nucleotide messenger RNA. RefSeq lists its product as uncharacterized. Lineage: Eukaryota; Metazoa; Mollusca; Bivalvia; Venerida; Veneridae. The transcript has 5 exons. The record is from RefSeq and is a predicted model, not a curated record. The coding region runs from base 14 to 1903 and encodes 629 amino acids.
CUAUUUUAGUGAGAUGUUUUUAAGAGAUCUGAAAAACAACGAGGAUAUACAUCCAACAGGAAAAAGCCCGCUCAAAGAAGUCAUUCGCAAGUACAAAGAUGAGGUUUCUACACCGGAUUCUGGAAGUGGUAUCUAUGAGGGCAUAACCGAAGAUUCUGAUAGCUCGUCUGAGACAAACUUGGACAUCCAUUUUCUUGAUGCUACUGUACGUGAGCCAGGCUACAAACUGGAGAGACGUGGUAGAAUCAUAAAUAGAGUUAGUUUGUUAGCAAACACCAGAACUGACAUUCCAUCAUGGCGUAGAAAGGAUUUAGAAUCUGACCACUUAAAAAAUAUUGUUAAAAAAGGUGCCGAUGAUCAGUCCUUUUAUGAAUCAUCUCUUUGGGCUGAAUGUUUAAUGUAUAAGAGAGUUGCAGUUGCGGAUAACUUAGUACAGAGAAAGGUUCUACCAUCUAACGAAGAACUCCACACAGCCUAUCGUACGUUUGGGAGACGAUCAGAAACAUUUUCUAAAAUUUGUGGUAUGAUUUGUGAGGAAACCAUGGGCACAGAUGAAGGUAUAAUUGAUGUCUGGGUGUCUUAUUGUAUAGAGGAUUGUCUUUCAGAUGGUACACCUUCUAUUAUUUUUGUUGUGAUUGCGAAGGAUACUUUGAAAAACAUUCAUCUAACAGACUAUAGAUAUCAUUUGAUUUCUCAAAACACAUAUAGCAGGGAAAGCGAAAUAGUACUUGCUAGGGAGUUAUCAGAUGAAACACAUGAUAUUUGCAGUAAAAGUGAUACACUUGAAGAGUUGAGAAAAUGUAUAGCGCGCCAUGCUGAUGAUCUUCUUGAAAGGCACAGUAAUAUUAAUGUGAUUUUACCAAGUUUAAAGAAGUCGAAGGGAUAUUAUUCAGCCAAUCAUAGCAUUGUCGAUGAACCAUGCAUUGCACUCUAUGUUCCUUUGAAAGGUUGUAUACCAAUACAUGAGGACCCUUUUCCGCAAGAAAUUGAUGGAUUUAAGGUAGAUGUUCUGGAAGGUAAAUUCGAAACUUACGCAGGAGGACCAAACGAGUUUCAUGAACACCUGAAGAUGGGAUUGGCUAUCCAUGCAAAAAUCCUUGAUAGUAAUAAACAUAUACUUGGUGGUACUCUUGGAGGAUUUGUAAACCAUCCCGUUUACAAGAUGUGUGGAAUCACUUGUGCUCACGUCGUUUGUUCCAGUGAAGAAAUGAACGUUGUCAAGCUAUGUGAAAUUAAAGAUGGUUUCAAUAAACCAGUGUUUCAGCCAAUGAAGAACAAAUCCACACCGUUCGGUAGAGUUGUAAUGGCUGUUUAUAAGCAUGGUGAUGAAUCGUCAUCAGGGGUGGAAGCUGCUCUUUUUAACAUACAAGAAAGACAUCCUGAAGAUGGCAGUUUUCCGAUGGCUUUCAAUGAUAUACAAGCAGGUUUUGAUGAAAACAGACCGCUUACUUUCAAUUCGGGAGUUGUCUGUGAGGCAUCGGCCAUCAGCCCAAGAACUGAAGUGUAUAAAUACGGCAUGGCGACUGGUAUUACCAGAGGGAGCUUUGCUUUACAAGGUGCCGUUGUUCGCAAAGAAAGAAUGGAAGGAAAUAGACAUAGUUUUGGAUAUAGUCUUAAAAAUCAGUUAGUUGUUCUACAAAUAGGAGUGGAGCCUUUUGCAGAAGCCGGGGACUCGGGGGCUUUGGUGCUGAUAGACGAAGGUCAUCACGAUUCUGUCGCUAUCGGCAUUGUUGAAGGUGGCAUUAAAGGCAGAGUGUUUGUGACGCCCAUCUGUGAUAUUCUAAGAGCCUUCGGGUGUUCAAACCUAGAGAUGUACAAGUUUAACAGUUCAAACAAUGGCUCUCUGUCAACUGACUCUGGGGUAGAUGUUGAUGAUUCCGAAGCGAUGGAUGUCAAUAACUAGUAAAAUGUAAAGAAACUACAGACUUAACAAAAUAAGCUAUCAAACGUUUAAUAUCUCUGAAUGCUUCUGAGAUGAACUACUGUCACGUAUGCAAACUUCUGAAGCAGCUAAAAAGUCAACAUGGCAGCAAUACUGGAACAAGUCUAAGAAUAACUUUCACGUUUAUUUUUAUCAACCCCUUUAAUUAUCAAAAUGAGAUAAACACAUCUUUAUUCCAGAAUCAUUUCCUAGUCUGUGUUUCGUUAUAUUUUCUUCUUAAUACAUAGAAGCACAUUAUUACCUACGAUCAACAAAUAACAGCAGGCUAUGCCAUUGUUUAGAAAUGAAAAACUGUUUCGGAGUUGUCGGAUGAUGCAAGUGAAAUAUCCACUACAAGCGAAAUACUGGAAAAGACGAGAACGUGUAUAGCCAAACUUCUUGAGAGAAAUAGUAUUAGUUUCGGACCUAACACAUAACUAAGUAAAAUGUGUAGAAUAAGUUAGAAGCUGGUUCCCAGGUAAACAAGGAUGUCAGUCAAAAAUGAUGACUGUGAUAAACUGUCUGUUAUGAUAAGAAAAUGUGUUGAUAAAUUCUUUAACAGUCUCCGUCGUAACUGGAGCUGAAAAGAAAACUAAUGAUGAUAUGUUUAGUUCACAAUAUAGGAUGUUAAUAACAAGUAUGCUUAUAUAAAUUGCCGGUCCAUACUUUGUGCUAUUGUCCUGUCUAUAGUUCAAAAUUAAUUUUGCUAGGAUAAGGUCAAACCUUGAAUAAGAAAUAUGAACAUACUUUUCUGACAUCAAUUAAUAAGAUACUUCUGAUCAUGGGCAAUAGUUAGAACAGUUGACCGGCAAGUCAUGCAAUAAGCGUAUAUAUAUUGAACAGUAUUCUGAUAAAAUAAGUUUUGCUUUGUGUAAUGGACCUUCCAAAAUUCAUUAUUUCCUUAUGCCGAAUUUUCCUUCAUCUCUAUACAGAAAACAUAUUUGAUAUUAUUGUUUGGACUAUGUAUAUGCAAAAUAUUCAGUCUAGUAUGCUGUAAAUAAUUAUACUGCAAUCGUUUGAAGUUAGAAAAUGAAAGAAAAUGAGGAGGGAGUCUAAAUGAAAGUUUCCCGAAAACGUAACUUCCAUGUAGAUAGAACAAAAUGUUAAAACUUCAGCAGCAUUAAGCAGUUUAAUUUUAUGACAAUAUAUAUGCAAUGUGUUUCGUUCAAUGGACAUUUUUCACUCGCAUGGCUAGUAUCGCACUAGUACAUUUGACACUUGUUUGACUGAUGUUUUCUUGUUAUACAGUAUAUCGCUUACUCCAGAAAUUGUAUGCAGAUUGUUUACUUUAUUUUAUGCAGUCUUUACUUUAUAAAAAAUGUUUGUUUUAUCUGUAGAUCUGUAUGCAAACUUUGAACAUAUUGAAUAAUUUUGCUCUUUCAGUAUUUAUACAAUGUAUAAAAAUACACGUUUUGAAGAAGAAUUAUUUUGAUUAGGCGUUUUGGUUUCUGUCCUUUGAGGCUGGUCAAUUUUUAAUAAGUCCUUCAUUGAAGGAUUAUUAUCGUAGUUUAUAUAUGUAACACACAAGUUGUUGAAACAGUUUGUUAAUGAAAUACUUUGUUUUGAGGUAAAUGCUGCCUCUCAGACUGGCGUGUUUAGUUAUGUUCUUUGUUUGUUAUAUGAAAGUGUUUGUUUAUUUGUUUUAUUUUCUCACGUUGUAUUAGAAUGCAUUGUAAUUUUGUUUUAAACAAUCCUUUUAUGUACUAUCAUUAUGUUGCUAUUGAAAUGUUUCUUUAAAUUUUUUGAUGAAAGCAUAGUGUGUAAAUAAUUUUCUUUUCUUAAGUUUGACAGUAUUACACAUAACUGUACGAACAAAUUAUAUAUGAGAACCUGAUUCUUUUGAAUGAAAUUAAAAUGAUAAUUUUAGGUUAGGGGAUUUGAUCCAUUCUAGAUUAAAUCAAUGUUGUUUUAAAUUACCUUAAUCCGUUUAUCACUAGCUAAGGAUAGCUCUAUCACUAGGAUAGUUAAGGAUAGUCCAUCAUGCACUGGUUACUAAUACUAAUUUGAAAAAUACAUGCAAUAUAUAUUUCUAUGUAUGGUUGAUUAAUAUUCAGGUCAGUUCUUUCUAAUGUCUCAUAAUUGCACAAAUGCCAUUUAGCGAUUCUUUCACAUGCUUCUUGCAAAACGAAUUUAUUCCAGCUUAAUUAGAGAUUCUUAAAAUGGUCUUUGUAUGUACAAAAAUCUAUGUCUCAGAAGGCUAAAGUGUGCGAUUAAGUCUCUACGUCAAUCUCAAAAUUGUACUACAUGGGUUAGUUGUUUUUGUUUUUUUUUUUUUUUGUUUUUUUUUUGUAUCUUAUAUAAUGAUGACAAUAAAGGGCGUACAUUAUCUUUGCAGAAGAAACAACGGAAUCAUGUUAAUGUGUUAAAAUAGUUAUUAAUUUUAAAUGAACAAGCUUUGACAAGAUUUAUCGGUCCUAAAUUCUUAUAUCAGAAACAACGAGAUGCAAUUCGUUUUGCUUGAGGCUGAUGCAGGUGUGAUAAGUGUAUUGGUCAAUUAAUAAGACUAUAUUAAGUAGGUAGAGCUUGUUUUCAUCUUCUAAGCAAAAUUACUUAAAGAUAGAAAGAUGUACAGUAUAUAACACAUGUACAUAGUUUUGCCCAUUGUCUGUCGUUGUUCAGUCGGUCGCCGAUAGAGCGGAUUUAUUGUCAAUAAAUAGGGAAAGCUUGACCUCACAACAGUCAAACCUCAUAUCAUUAUAACCUGUGGUCAGUAGGUGACUCCUAUUGUUUUGGGCUCAAUAGGUCAAUGGUCAAGGUCACUUUGACUUCGAUACUGAAAACGGUUUUCUUUUUGUUUCAAAGCAAUAUCUAGUUUCACACUGCAUAUAAGGAUAUUUCCACAAUCUGAACCAAACGACUUGCUUUACAUGCAGCUUCUAAAUACAUAUCUUAUAUUUAUGUAUGUUUAUGAAAUUUAUACUUUUUCUGAAUAAUUCUGAAUUCGCAUAGCAACCAGGAUGGGAAAUUCUGAUUUUAACAAAUACCUCCAGAGCAUUUUUUGUCGUAACAAAUGCUAAGUGAACAUAAGUAAGUGUAAAUAAUUAAAUGUAAAAGUUUCGAACAAAUCCCUUUUUGACUAAUAGUGCUAUAAAGUCUGUUUAACCACCUUCAGCUAACUUUCCAAAUCGACUGUUUGCUCUUAUUUCAAUUUUAAGCCACGUGUCGUAAGCCGUGACAGUGUGUCGCUUGGCUGUCUACCUAAAACAGGUUUCGCUGCAUUUAGCUUGAAUUUGAAGUAAAAUCUACGUUGUUUCUGGAAAUAUAUAAUUGUAUAAGUGUUCUUAUGUCGCUUUGCAAGGAGAAAUUCGUUCAAUGUUGUCCAGAAUACCUAUAUAUUUUAUAUUUUAACUAAUGUUGAAAUUAACGAUAGUUGUGGAAAAUGGUUUUACUCAGUAAGGAUAAUAUUGUUGCAAUGUAUUAACUAUGUCGAUUUAGACUUUUCGGUCAUUUUUCUUUUAUCUUUCAAAGCAAAUGCUUUUGAUAAAUGUUUGUCUAAAACGACCAGAAAGAUAAACGCGUAUGUACAAAAUUGUUUAAACGCACCUAUGCAGUUUGUUAAAUUUAAAUAUGUUGAAAUUCAUCCAUAAAUACAAGUAAAUAAGUAGAUUAUUAAUAAAACAGUACACCAUAUGAUAAACGGUAUGUCAUACACUGACCAUUUUAGAUGUAGAUUGAUCAAUUUACUUUUACAACGGAUAAGGUUCCUUUUCUAACAGCUGAUAGGAAAACAACACCAAUAGCUUAGAUUUUUGUUUUACGCUGAACUCUUGUAAGACUGUGUGAUAGUUCUCUUGAUGAGUAAUGGAAAAUUGAAUAAUAAUAAUAAUAAUUAUAACAGUAAUAAUAAUAUAAUAAUAGUUAUUAUUAUUAUUAUUAUUAUUAUUAUUAUUACAGUAAUAAUAUUAAUAGUUAUGAUAACAACGACACACAGGUAUACUUCUUCUUUGGUUUUAUUGAUUGCAAGCAGUUGUUUGUGUUAUGCUACUAUGUGGCAUUUAAUUUUUGACGGUGUGAUACAUUUUGUAUACUAUUUUGUCUGAUUAAAAAGGUAUGGUUUCUUAAACUUUAUAUUGUCAUAUUUAUUAUUUCCCGUUCUAUGUCUAUCUGGGGUAAAAUAACUUAUUUAAACUCCCCUGCAUGGAUGGACUAUUUGGUCGCCGUUCCUCCUUCUGAACGUCCGUCCAUCUGUCAAUACCUUAUCAAUGAGAACUUCUCUGAAAUCACACGAUAAAGUUUUGAAGAAACUUAGGUAAUAGAAAUGAUCCUGAAAGCUUGUCAUUUUUUUUGUAAUAUUUCAACAACAAAUGCUGCUUAGUUAAUAGGUUUGUUCAACUUUAAAUCUUGUCUCCGAACAUGAUUUGCAUCAAUAAGAGGAAGACCUUUUUUUUUCAAAAACGCAAAAUCAAAAGACAAAUUCAAACCAGAUUCCCUGAGUGAAUUUCGGGUAUGGUUUUACCUACAUAUACAGCUUAUGGGAAAACUUUUAAGAUUACAUCACCUUUGAAAAUGAUAUUUUGACAGGAUGGAAGUACGGGGACAAUAACUAUCAGAACAAAUCAACACUCAUUACAAUAUUUACAAAUUUAUUUACAGAAAAUGAUUAUCGACAAUGAAUAAAUAAUA